AGUACUAGUACUUUCGGCGAAUAUAAUUAUACUGCGGGACACCUGUGCUGCGUCGCUGUAGUUGUGUCACAUACCCAUUCAUCGGAGGUGUCGCCGUCCCCGGGGUGUGUCCGCCGAUGACGUGAACGUGGUAGUUAAAGUUUGUCAAAGAAGGGACAUGUCGAUCACCGGUUUCAAAAGACGGAAGCGAAGUGUCAAACGAGUUACUUUUGACGUCCCCGGCAACACCGAUGACGUUUGCGAGCAAAAUGUUACGAGGAUGACUCGUCGCAGUGAGAGCCGGUCGAGAAAGGGAAGAUCUACAAGCUCCUCCCCUACAGCUAUGAAAGGGACGACGAAAUCCCGCCGGCGAAACCAACAGAACCCUGAAGAGGUUGCUAGCUCUGCAUCGAGUGAAACCACCGACAACCAGUCCACGCCUGAAGACUCGGGAGUCGGCAAACGUCAGAGCCAGAGAAAUCUAGCCAAGGAUAAAGAUGGCGGAAAAGAGAAAAUUAAAACCGACCCGGAAAUAAUUAAAAUGGAGACGCAAGACAGUAACGACGAUAAGCCAGUGACGUCAAGCUUGGGUGUGAAAAAUAAAGCUGGAAAUAAGGUUGUGAAGAAAAGUGAGACUGUUACCAAGACGACCAUUGAUCAGCCUGUUAUGUUGACUGCCAGUGCUAAGGAACUGGAUCCCGCUCCUGUUGUCACUAUGCCAGAUGUCUGUUCAGUUGCCGAGCUACCAAUACCAACAGUUGUAAGCUUUCCCAUUACCCCCAGUACAUCUAAUUCUGCCAUCAAGUCGAUUCUCGAGUCCACCGACACUCCUGGAGACUCUGGAAUCGAGAAAUCGCCGACAGAAAACCCCAGCAUGAGAGCUAUCGCAAAGCCGCCGAAAAAACGUAAAGCUGAGCCUGAGCCUGAACCGGUAUACUCUCCGCCGGUGAAACGAAUCGCUGUCGAUUUGAGCGACUGGAAGAACCAACGGGUGCUGGCGAAACGAGAACAGACGUUCCACGCUGGGGUGGUGAAACACAUCCGACAGAAUCGCCACAUCGGUGUGCUGUUUGACGACAAGACCAUGAUUUGGUACAACGACAUCCUUAAUGCACCCCUCAUCGACAUCAUCAGCGACAACUCCCCCUCAGGGUCACUGGUGGAGGAAGGGACGCGGGUCUGUGUGAGGAUCUCCAACGACGAGAACGUCUUCUACGAAGGCCGCGUGCUGGAAAAGCGAACCCAACCCGUCGCGUACAGGGUGAAGCUCGACAUCCGCCCAUACCCACAGAGCGACAACGAUGUAUUCUGCGUAACGAGAGCAAGUGUUCGUCUUCUACAGCCCCCGUGGUUCGAGGACUUGGAGGACGGGUGUCUGGAUAAUGACAUUUUCCCCAUCAUGCCUGGUGGUGGUUAUCGUAUUGAACGGCCGACAUCUAGCAUUGCCAGCGUCGCCAGCACCGACAAGCUGGACUCGUCUGAGGAUGAAAUGACGGCGGAGAAUUUGAGUUUCGAUUCGUCGGGAAUGAGUACUCCACGGUCGGGUAGUGCCACUCCGGGAAUGAAAUCUCAAAAUGGUGGACGCGACCGUAACAAACAGCCGCCCAAGAAACGCGAGUCGGCCCGUAGUCGCAGCGCUCAGUCGACAGAAAGCAGCCGAUCCAGUACUCCGCGGUCGCCCCUGACAACGAAAUACAAAAAAGGUGAUGUUGUGUCCACGCCGAAUGGAAUUCGUAAGAAGUUUAACGGUAAGCAGUGGCGAAGACUGUGUUCAAAAGACAAUUGUACGAAAGAGUCCCAACGUCGUGGAUUCUGUUCACGACAUUUGUCUCUAAAGGGUAAGAAUAUCAGACAGGCCCCGACGUUUCCUGGAUAUCGGAAGGGCGAGUUGAAAGAAGGACAGAUUCAGUGGUCGGAGAAUAGACUGCAAGAUGGCGAGAUCGACAGAAUUAAUUACGUCCCGACAAAUCAGUUUGAUAUGGACGAGAAAGAGGCAGCAAAUAUGUUAGUGUCGCUUGGCAAUUCCCGAUCUACCACGCCCGCAUUUUCACCGACUCCCCAGACUCCACUGUCACCGCACCAUGGCCACCAGUCGCCGACGGGUAGUGGUAUUUAUAGAAGUGGGUCCACUUCAUUCACGCCUAUAUCUCCGCACACGAACCCUCAAACCCCUUCUCGGCUGUGGAGUAGUUCGGGAACCUCAAAAUCGGGAAGCUCCUCUUCCGAGCACGUCUCUCCGAUUACGCCACGAUUUCCGUCAACACCGGUGGGUCAUUCCGCAUUUCAGCCUCAUCUUGCCAACAGACUGGAGCGUGGGAUUGUACCGAAGCCUCGCAGCAUUGCGCUGACCAAACAGGACUCUGGCAAGAGUGAGGAUUCGGGAAUUGAUCUGCAGACACCAAAGACCCCGACGAACAAAGUGUUGAAUCAUGCGGGAGGUUAUGCUGGAGCAGCGGGAAUAUUGUCCUCGCAGAUCCAGCAGCGGCUUGCCGCACAGAAUGCGGAAAUGGUUCACGAGACGAUGGGGACGGCAUUUGUUUCUGUUCCGCAGAAUUCCGAUGGGCAGACGGACAUGCGGAAGUACGCCAGUAUGAUGGCAGAGUCAGCGGUGCAUGCGAUGGACAGUCAUCAUGUCACCUCAGCCGAGCCAAUGAACAUGCGGCACCACUCGCAGCCCACGCACGAGAUGGAUCUGUCUGUCAGACGGAAUGUUAAUCAAACCGAGCACGCCCAGAGACAUUCGACGUCGAUUAUUCAGCAGCAGCUACAGUCUCGUCACCGCGACGCCGUGGACGUGAACAGAGAAACACAUCUGGCCAUGCUGGGACAUGACGGGCAUCAGGCUAAGCUAGCCAGUCAGCAGAGUUCCCAGAAUACCUUGCACCAGCAAGCGAUGUCGAAGGAACAGUUGUACAGCCGAGUGUUGAACAGUGUUAAAGACCAGGCAGCUGAUAGUGCCAUGCAGGAAUACCGCAGCAUCGUCCGCACACAGCGGAAUCCCAGUCAGUCGGUGGUGUAUCCGUCGGCAACGGCCAAUACUCGCAACAACGUCCCAAAAGAGGCGACACCAGCCGAAGUCACUGCUGAUGAGCCUUCCACGAAUGAAAUCCGCGUGUAUCCAUGGCACUCGCUGGUUCCGUUUCUCACAAGUACCGGUGCCCCGAAGCCGCCCGCCAUACCUGACGAAUCCAGCCAAUCACAGAUCAAGCCAGAACCGGGGGUAGAUCCUACCACACGCAGUGAUCAAGCACCUCAUAGUGUCGCUGAAACAACCUUUAAGGUUGACGUUGAUGACGACGAUGACGAUGAUGUUUUUGAGACGGUGCCGUUGUCCCCCAAGAAACCGUUGGUGCCGCGGUCGCCGACGAAGAGACGCACGAAGUCGCUGAGCGCCAUAAAAGACAAGGAGGAGCCUUGCAGUCCAAGGAAGACGAAAGACAAAGACCACAUCCGUCGUCCGAUGAAUGCCUUCAUGAUAUUCAGCAAGCGCCACCGCGCGGCGGUUCACCAGCGCCACCCGAAUCAGGACAACCGCACGGUCAGCAAGAUCCUCGGCGAGUGGUGGUAUGCACUCGGGGUGGCCGAGAAACAGAAGUACCACGACCUCGCAUCGCAGGUGAAGGAGGCUCACUUCAAGGCUCACCCAGAGUGGAAGUGGUGCUCCAAGGACAGGAAGAGAUCCAGCACGAUCGCGGCGGCGCUCAAACAGCGAGGUGGUGGUAGUCGGCGCUUGAGUUCAACAGACGACAUGGAUGACAUCACAGAACUUGAUGAGAAAUUCUUUGAGGAGUCUGAGCUGAAGGAGAAGGAGGAAGAGAGCGUGGUGGAGCCUCCGUCGAUGGUGUUUGAUGCUCCUCUUGCGUACCCGCGCCUGGCGAGCAUCCAGAGAGCCAGACCCCACAGUUUGUCUGCCGUACCCAAGGAGGACGAAAUCCGUGGUAUCGAUCAAGCCAAGUCUUUUUUAAAGAGAGAUCUGACUGGAUACCCUGAGGCGUUCACCAGGGAGUCUGGUUUAUCUGUCGGUAAGCCACACCCACUGUAUCAGUCGCAGAGUGCUUCCACGGCAACCGAUUUACCUCCCACCAGUCACCAGUACCAGCAAGUACAGCCGGUGGAACACGCCGUAUCCAUGGCACCCGGACACCCGUCUCACCCGAUGCCGGUUGCCAUGGGAGGAGACCACAGUCGAAUGUCGCGGCGAACUGGUUACAGGAAUCUCGGCUCGAUGGGGGAGGAAGAGGACAGCGAUGAAGAGAAGAUGGUUAUCUGUGAAGAACAGGAAGGUCAUGUCAGCGACAUUGAUUUGAACUGCAAGGAGCACGUGUCUGACAGCGAGACAGACAGUCAGACUGAAGAAGACACGCUGAUAGAGAACAAGGCGUUUCCACAGCAACGCUUCUCACCGGUCAUGAAGCACAUCACCCCUGCCGACGUCGCGUACCGGCCCAAACCGAUCCGACGCAUUAUUGAAUCACAGGGGAGUGUGGAGGGCAUGGGGUCACCGACAAAUAAAUAUCUAAUGGAUUCCGUCAUGAUCCCUCGGCCGUCCAGUACGGGAUCAAAUUUUCAACCGAAGGGCGCUGUGUUCAAGGCAAAACCGAAACCGUCACGGAUUAUGUCCCUUGGAUGUCUGGACGGUUCAGCGGAAGGUUCGGAGAUGAAGAAGGAUCAAAGGGGAGACUACCAGUUUGGUGGGAAUCCACGUCUGCCAUACACGCAACAGCAGACGGUGAAAGUGGGUCAGAUGAAGAUCCACAACAUCACCAUGACACAGGAUAAACAGCAGAUUAUUCUGUCAUCCAACAUGCAGACGACACUGGGAAAACAGAACGGCCGGGGUCCGAUUCUGGGGAAGAUGAGUCAGAAGGCUCCGAAAUCGACGAAAGUGGUGACGCAGAUGCCGCAGACAGUUCAACAGAUCUCAUUUCAAGCUCCGCCCAACGCUCAGUAUGCGAGGACUCCCAUGUCGAGCAUGGUCCAAAUAAUGGCAGCUCCGCAGGUGGUUGCCACGACAACGUACACUAGCGGAAUGGUCGCCCCGACCUUCACAACAACGAGCAAACCGAUAACAACUCCAGUUCCGAUAGCAUCGAAACCGACUCUUCCCAUAUCACAAGGCAGCGUCUCUGGGCCCAAACCCAUGGCACAGAACGGUGCCAUGCAGCCGCAAGCAGUUGUCGCCGGUAACCAGGGCAAUGGCAGCGGGCUAAAGAACGUCGUCUUACUUCAGAGCAUUCCAAACAGUCACAACAGCGUGACGAUAAUCAACCCACCGAACAUGGGCGCUAGUAAAAUGAAUCCCGUCAAUUCUAAUGUACAGUCUUCAGUUAAUCCCGGUGGAUUUAUUACGACAACGUUGAGGAACAUCGUCCCUCCACAGCAGCAGCAGCAGGCGUUGCAGCAGCAGCAACAGCAACAACAACAACCACAGAAUUUGGCCCAACAGGCAUUGCUGACGAACCUGGUUCUCAAGCAGUCGGCAAAUGUAGCCGGUGCGACCGUGACUUUGGGACAGCCGCACACGCCCACACAGACUAUUAACCUGAGUCAGGCCGCACUACAGACUCCGACCCACGUGCAAUACAUCCUGCCGUCGGUGCGCGUGCAGGCCACGCCCAACGGGGGCAAGGUUCAAAACAUCCUGCAGAUGGCGCUGCCCGGAAUGGCCGUGCAGCAGGCGAACAUUCUGACCGUGGCCGGCCCCAGCCACUCGUCGCAGCCCAGUCCCCAGCCGGUUCAAACCGGUCGGUUACAGAUUUCACCGGCUCCGACUGCCACCGGAAUACGCAUGACAACAGUGUCCAAUGCGGCGAAGUUGGUGUCCCAGCAACAGCAGCAGCAGCAGCAACAACAACAACAACAGCAGCAGAGUUAUGUGACUGGCAUGAAGCCGCAGACCCAGGCUGUUGCCAUGGUUACACAGCUUGUGACGGUGAAUCCCACACCGGCUGUUAUGGCGACGGCAACUCAACCGCAGCAAGUACAGCUAUCGCAGCAUCAGUUUCAACAGCUACAACAGCAGCAACUGUUACAACAACGCAUUCUUCUUCCCUCCACAAACAAAAUAACCUAUGUGCAACAAGGAACUGCUGGUUCGGUUCCCGUGGCAACCACACAAACCACCAAGAUGGAGGCGUACAUCCCAGCUUAUGUUAGUCCGGUGUCCCAAGGUCAACAGAUGCAGCAAGUUCUGAUUCAAUCCCAGGCUGUUCCGACGCCCUCCCCUGUAGCAAGUCCCGCCCCUCCUGUCAUUCAAGCUACACAGCCCAACAUUGCCCCGAAGCCCAUCGUCACCCUCCACAAAUCUCAGAGCCCUCCGCAGGCCACCAGUCCAAUGUUUUAUGGAGUCAUGAAUCUCAAAUCGUCCAGCUACAUCGCGUAUCCGAGCGACGGGAAGGGAGAGAUUGGCUACAUCAGCAGUCCAAACGUGUCGACGAAACCCACCAAGGUGAAGGCCACCACGGCUAGCAUCCCCGUUGGUACGGAGAGUAUGCAGAGGAUACAGUCGACACAAGGACGGCAGAUGGCAAGCAGCUCUCCUAGACCGGUCCCAUCGCCCAACUCGUCUGUCCCAUCGAGUGACGGGAUACCAGUGCAUGCCGGACAGAACUCGGACAUGUCUGCGGCCAAUCAGAAUGCUCUGCGCGCCCAGUACUCGACCUCUGUGGCUAGCAUGAGUCAGCCACCCGUCUCCGUCGGUAGUUACGACGGGGGGCAGAACCGGGACCUGUACGAUGAUUGCCGCGACACCAACGUUGGAAAAAGUCCACAGCGCGCGUGUAAAGGUCGGCGGUACGAGGAGCUCAGGGAGAAGGAAUCGUUCGGGAUGAGGGGGCGGGAGAAGAUGGGCAAGUCGAGCCCAUUGAUAGAAGAGUUUUCUAAAUCGGAGCAGUCUCGAGGUGUUGGGGAUAUGGACUCGUCGAUACAGGCGACACAGAAUUCACAACAACAGCAACAACAACAUGCCCAGCAACAGCAUUUACAGCAGCUACAACAGCAGCAGUUGUCGGCGCUGCAUCAUCAACAGCAGCAGCAUUAUUAUGCGACAGCACAACAACAGCAUCAACAAUACAUAUCGCAGCAGCAGCAGCAGCAACAACAACAACAACAGCAGCAGCAGCAGCAGCAGCAACAUCAGACAGAACAAAGUGUACAACACGUCCAGUUCUCAGUUCCUCAGUCUACGGCCCAGCAGUUCUCCUCGCAGCAGCAGCAGCAGCAAACGUCGCAAGAACAGUCCUCUGUUGCUAAGCAACCGUCGGAUGAUAACGCCGCGUCUGGCCAAGAAUCUUCUUCAACGGCCAAACCUAAGCACAAACCACCACCGAUAAUGGUACCGCCGGAAGUGAAUCAGUCACCGAUGCCAUCGCCCAGCGUGAACAGUCCUCGACGAAGCUUCUUUAAGAAGUCAGUGGAUGAUGGGAUGGAUAAGGUGCUGGAGCAGGUGAAUUUCGAGAAGAAGUUUGAAUCUCUCCCACAGUUUGUUCCCGAAGAGUCUGAAACGUUGACGCCGAUCCCACAGAGUCCUCGAGCUAUCAUCAGCGGCUACCGCAAAAAGAAGAAGACGACAACAUCGGGGCUAGUGAAGGACGCCACUGAUGGUGAUAACAAGGUCUCCAGUGAGUCCGGAACGCCGACGCCGAUGACUCCGAAAAGCGGGCGAUUCGAAGACACCAAGUUCUUUGGUAGCAACUUCAACCUGGAGGCGAUGGAGGCCGGCAUCGACCCGGCAAUUCUGUCUCGGAAAGAAUUUGAGGAACUUCAGUCGCCACGCACGCCGAAAACUCCUUGUUCUCCGGGGACGUUCUCCACUCGACGAAUCCUGGACCAGAGAAGGCAGCUUGUGUUACAGCUGUUUGAAGAACAGGGGCUCUUCCCUUCAGCUCAAGCCACUCUGGCAUUUCAGUCAAAACAUUUUGACAUCUUCCCCAACAAACUGUGUCUUCAGCUGAAGAUUCGCGAGGUCAGACAGAAGAUGAUGGCCCAUUCCUCUCAGGUUGUGCGCGACUACCAGGGGGCGCCGUCCACCCCAAACUCGAUCGACGGGGAGACAACUACAGCCAGUAGUACGUAUCCCAGCCCGCCUUCCUCCACCUCGCAGACGGCGUCUGCCGGUCAGAUGGGAACCAUGGCAACGGUGACAUCUGGUGGCCAGGUUCAUCAGACAGGGGGAACAACUUCGUCACCAUCUUCAGGGCAGCCGUUCACACAAACGAGUUACUCGGUUUCAAAUUCACAGUAGAUUUCAUCUGAUAUUUAUUUGUAAUGGUGACAUCUGGUGGCUAGGUUCAUCAGUCAGGGGGGACAACUUCGUCACCAUCUUUGAGGCAACCGUUUACACAAACAAGUUACUCUAUUUCAAAUACACAGUAGAUUGCACUUGUUGUUAAAUUUCUCCUGCAUAACGAAGGACCCCCAUCUAAUAUUUAUUUGUAACGGUAACACCUGAUGGCCAGAUUCAUCAGACAGGGGAGACAACUUUGUCACCAUCUUCGGGGCAGCCGUUCAUACAAACGAGUUGGAUCGGUUUCAAAUGCACAGUAGAUUACAGUUGUUGGUAAAUCACUCCUCCAUUAUGAAGGAUCCCAUACAAUAUUCUCAGUUUCAAGUACACAAUAGAUUACUGUUGGAUUUGUUAAAUCCCUGCUGCAUAACGAAAGGAUCCCCAGGUAAUAUUUAUUUUGGAAUAGUGACAUCUGGGUUUCCAAAUGUAUCAGGAGGGACAACGAAGUAACCUGCUGGGGAUUCACAUGAUUUAGUUACUCAAUGCCAAAUGCACGAUAGACUUUGGUUGUACUUGUUAAAUCCCUCCUUCAUAACAAAUAGCCCCCAUUUAAUAUUUAUUUGUUGAAGGUGUGACGCCUGGUGUCCCAGAUGUACCAGGAUUGGGCAUUCACAUGAUCUAGUUACUUGGUAUAAAAUGCACAAGACUUUGGUUGUAGUUAAAUCCCUCCAUUAAGACGGACCCUAUCUAAUAUUUAUUUUGUGAUAAAUGUGCUUUUAAAACAACAGAUAAAGUGCUUUAAUCUAGGAGUGCAGAAAAAAAUUACGAAAAAAAGAUCUUAGUGUUUAUAUUUUACUAAAAAGUUAAGAUCUUGAUGUAGAUUUUAUUCUAGGUGUACAAAAUGAUCAUCAUUGUUACAUGGAAGUAUCAUGUAUAGGUUUUCAUGCCAAGCUAUUCAAAUGUUCAGAGAACAUUUUGUUUUCAUAAUUUUGAUUAGCAACUAGUAAUUAACGUUACAGAAUUGUGUAGCUGUAUGUGAAACUUGCAUUGCAAAUCACAACUUGAUACUGAACAAAGUAUUCCCUGAUAUUACAGCAAAGUUUCAAGACCAAAAUUGAAACAGAUUUAUACUUUAAAAAAAUGCUUUAAUAUUUCUCCUCCUCCUCUCCCCACCCCCCGAUAUCGUGGUGCUUGUAUAAUGCUGUUUCUAAGGGUAUUUAUUUUCAGUGCUGAUUUAAUUUAACUAUGCCCUUUGCAUUGUGUUCUUUGUAGUUUGCAGUUUUAAAACUGGUCCCACUGGUAUCAUUGCCUAAAUAAGAAGACAACAUGACUUAAGCUAUACGUCAUAGGUGCUAAACUUUGAAAAAUAGUCCCUCUUUUUCUUUCUUUUUUCUUUCAAAGAUAAUUUAAAAUAUUUAUAUAAAAUAGACUAGACUUGUAUGGAGCGAAAGUGGUCAGAGAAACAGAAUGGGAGACAUCUCAUUAUUUAAGUAGAUCCUGAAACGUAUGUUGUUCUCCUGUUUUUCUUAAAUAAUAAGGUUAAUAUUUUUUGGCAGUUUGGACCCAUUACAUAAUUAGAAUCACUGCAUGUUCUCAAAUUGGUAGUACUGCUUCCAUUUUGACUUUUUGAGGAUUGCAACACAAACUCAGAUUUUCUGUUUAAAAUUGUUUUGGUAUCAUUACAAUAAUCGGUUAACUAUAUGACAUAAUAAUUUUAUAAACAUAAAAGUAAACAAAAUUUGUAUCUAUUUUUGUUUGCCAUUGUUCAUAUGUAUGGCACAAAUGUUUUCGUAGGAUGAAGAAUGUUUUUAUUAAUGUUUCCAUCUUUGUAUUUCAUGGUUAUGUAUAUCAGGUCAGUGUUUUCAAUAUGCUGAGAAAAGUGUUACGUUCGAUUUUGAUGUUAUAUGCAUUCAAUAUGAUACGGGGCGGGAUGUAGUCCAGUUUAGGAUCAAUUCACAUUGGUGGGCCCAUUGGGCUAUUUCUCGUUCCAGCCUUUGCAUCAUGACUAGCAGGUUUCCUCUCUGUCAAAUUACCAAAUGUUUAACAUCCAAUAGCUGAUGAUGAAUAAAUCAAUGUGCUCUAGUGAUGUUGUUAAACACUUUUUUUCAAUACGAUAAAUAAUGGUGAACAAAAAUAGAUAUACAUUUUAUCUUUGAUUGCAUCUGUAAAAAUAUAUAUGGGAGUUGGAACUAAUUUGUGAAGUUUCAUAUAUAAAAUUAUUAUAUAAUUUGUAUUAUGAAUCAUUAGUUACUUGAUUAAGUUAAAUGUAAUGAAAUAAUUGGCAUGAAUAAUUAAUAUUACUUUAUUAAGUGUACCGGUAAUGAAAUAAUUAAUAUAUAAAUUAAUAAUUAAUUAAUUACUAAAUAGCUCUGUUGCUGUUGAGUUUUAACCUUAAACUUAAAUUAUUGAUUUUGACACAUUCAGUACAUUUCUGAUCGUUCUCUUGUUUAUGACUCAAAAUGUGACAAUAACUUGAGGUUUUGGUCACAAACAAAAAGACGUCUUCUAAGAACUGGCUAAUGUAUUUUUAAAAACCCAGAAUUGGUGCCUGUCAUAUUUAACAGUUGCGAAUAUUUCAUGUUUUAUUUUGCGACAUGACAAAAGACGUAUGUGAUACCUGUCAUAAAAACCGAUACCUCAUCGUUUUUCUUUUUCUUCUUUUAAUUUUUCUUUUUUUUAAUAUAAGAAUUGAUGACCUCAGUCUUAAAUUAUAUGGCUGUUGGGCCACAAACUCUUAUAUCUACCAUUAGCACGUUUUGGAGAGUGCCGUGGGUUCUAUGUUCAUUGUGCUCACAAUUAGUACUGUAUAGAGUAUAUAUAUUAUGUUAUUCCAUGUUCAUGACUGAGAAUAUAUGUUAUUCUAUGUUUAAGACUGGAGUGCUGAAACUUGUAAAGAAAAAAAAGAAGAAAACAAAAGGUUAUGGCUGCAUAUGAAGUCCUUUUAGAUAUGAUUCAAGAUAUUUGACGAUAUAUAUCAGGCUGUUCAUCUUCAGUUUUCCAUUUUCAUUAAUUUGUCUGCAAACAUCACUGUUGGUGCUUGUAUAUUACUUCCUAAGACAUGAGGUUAAACUACUUUCUUUUUGUUAAGGACUGUUCCAAAAAUAGUAGAGUGUAUUUGAUCGGAAAUGCUGGGGGAAAUUUUUUUAUUUAGAUAUUGUGUAUAGGUUUUAUCUUUUUAAACAUCAUUUCAGCUUUUUGUAUUUUCAUCUCUGCAUUAUUCAUUACCACUCCAUUUCAUUGUUGGUGUUUUUUGAAGUACCUGAAGUAUAGUGCCUGUGUUUAUAAAACUUGUGAUGGUCCAGAUUUUGUUUGGUGUGCCCAUUAAAUGUUCAAAGUCUUUAAGACCCAAAACGUCCAUUUCCCACCCUCCCCCACCCCAACUCCUUUCAAGUAUUUACUCCCCUUUUUAAGUUAAUGGACCACUUUUUUUUCAAAGCCCGUUUUAGUCUUGCACUUGCUUGUAACUACCUGUAUUUCCAAUGUUUACACUUGCAUUUAAGAAAAACAGGCCAUUGUUUUUGGAACAGUCCUCGUGUAUCACUCUCUUUCACAAACUUUUCAUUUUCUGUUGGCUAUGUCUGAGAAAGGACUCGGGGAUGGUGUGGUCUUCACAAACCCAGUUCACAACGCUGCAAUACGUGUCAGCGUUCUAUCUGUCUUUCCACCACGUAUGUUUUUAUUUUGCAUUUAUAAUACUGCGUCUCGUUUCCCAUUGAAUUAAUUAUCGUUGAAUUUUACACACAACAUUUUUAUUGUACAGAGUUCAUUGUACAUAUCUAGGAUUGACGUCGUUGAUCUGUUGGUUUUAUCAUAAGUUAUUACAUUUAUUUGUAUAUAUACUCAUCUUUAAAUGGCAUCUUGCUUUCAUGUCUGUCCGACACUACAGAAUAUUAGAGUUUGUCAUGUUAUACGUUACUUUGUUGGCAUUGAUUCUGAAUUUCAUAGGGCCUUCCUGUCAUUUACUCCAUGAGCCGAAUUUACAAAGACCUGUUUUCUCAUACACACGUGUAACUACAUACGUUUACAAUAAUUAAAUGCUUAUGUUUAAGAAAACAACUGGCUUCAUAAAUUCGGCCCCAUAUUUUUGUGUUCCUCCUAUAGGUGGGACGUAGGUGACCAAUAUAAGGGGUUUUUUUGUUUCUUUUUUCACUAAAUGUGUCUGUAUAUUUUAUUAAAUUUUUCAUGUUUGUUUUGUUAAUAGUCCAAAACCAUGUUUUGUUUUGGGUAUCAGGCCAGAGAUGUAGGGAAGCAUUAAUUAUUGGCAACUUGAUCUGUUGCAGACAAGCUUGGUCUUGCCAUCAUCUCUUUGUUGGAUGUUAGAUCAGGGGCCUAUUUCAUUAUAAACUCUCGCAACUUUGCAAUCUCGCAGUGCAAUGCUAAAAGACUUGCAAAGAGGAUGCUUUGUUGUCUAGCAGAGCCUAAGAGAUCUUUGUGAAUUAGGCCCCACAGAUGUAGCUAGUUUUCUAGAUGCAGCAUUCAUUUUAUUGGCUACAUAAACAAACAAGCCAGAUCCCGACCACCACCUCAGUUAAUCUACUUUCUGUGGCAGUGGCAUAACGGUUAAGCUAUUGACUUUAAGAUUGCUAGGCACUAGGAUCGUAUCCUUGUACCGGCUUCAACCCAGUGAGAGUUGGUGGCUCAGUAUGGAAAAGUAAUUAAGGCCACUACACUGACUUCUUUCUCUCUCUCUAACCAUUGACCUACUGUCAUAGACAAGCAGCUCAGAUUGCCGAGGUGUGUGUGCCCAAGAGAACAUGCCUGAACAUUAAGUGGAUUAUAGACCCGGGGCCUAAUUCACAAAGGUCUCUUAGGCUCUGCUAGACAACAAAGCAUCCUCUCUGUAAGUCUUUUUGCAUUGCACUGGAGAUAGCAAAGUUGCGAGAGUUUAGUGAAUUAGGCCCCUGGUUAAAGUUGGGGAUAGGGGUUGUGGGUGGAAGGAACUGAUGACUUCACAAUAUUUUAGAACUUUUUUUUUUGUGUGUUUUUUUGGUUGGGGUGUUUUUUGGUCAUGUCAGAUGUAUCUGGCCUCAUAACCGAAACAAAAAAUGGUUGUGGUUUCAUUUCUUUAAAACUUUUUUUUGUGUGUGAUGAAAGACGUUUGCACAAAGUGCAGAAUAGACUCCCCGGUGUCUAAAUGUCAAGAUUCCCAUUUCCCAGGACCCAGUUUUUGUUAAAUAUCUUGACAUAUGUUAAUCAAAAUACAUACAAUGUUAGGGAAUUCUACUUAGCAUACAACUUGACAUUAAUUCAUUUUUGUUUUGUUUUUCUAUGGGUUGUAAAUUAAACUUGAUAUAACAUAGCCCUUGGUAGAUAAUUAUUUAAUAAGAAUUAUUCAUUAAUAUUUGAAUUGUGAAUUUACAAAUAUUUUAUUUUUCAUUUAAUAUUAAACAAUUUCAUUAUGACAUGUUACUCAGUGUCUCAUUUUAAUUUAAUUAAUUUUUAAUUAUUAUAUUUUAUGGUAAUAUUCUAAAAUUGAUGUUUCACAUGUUCUUUGUUAAUCAACAACACAUUAACAAAUGAAAGAGCAAUAAUAAUGCAUAAAUUACAAGAUCAUUCUUUUCUCAUUUGUAAUUUAUAACAUUUUGUUCCUCUUCUUUCUUUUUUUUUCUAUUUGUUUUUCAAUUAUUUACUGGUUCUUUUUGUUCACAAAUAAUAUUUUAAUUGUUCCAGAAUUUUAUUUAAUUAGAUACAAAUAGUGGAGAACAUACUAAUGAUUAAGGUUUAGAAGAUAGUCUAGCAUUUUUGUUUGUCAUUCUCAUGGCCAUGACCUUAUAUUGAUCCUUACAAAAGGAAUAAAAAAACAAAUUCUUCCUUUUCUUUGGUGUUCCCAUUAAAAUUAAAUUGAAUCAAAACUUAAAUUAAAAUUUAUUGGGAAAUUUCUUCCAUGAUAUUAAUUUAAAAAAA
This is a messenger RNA of Gigantopelta aegis, 14107 nucleotides long. Its product is annotated as protein capicua homolog. Gene Ontology annotation, cellular component: nucleus. Gene Ontology annotation, biological process: regulation of transcription by RNA polymerase II. The transcript has 18 exons. NCBI's taxonomy places the organism in Eukaryota, Metazoa, Mollusca, Gastropoda, Neomphalida, Peltospiridae. Gene Ontology annotation, molecular function: DNA-binding transcription factor activity, RNA polymerase II-specific; RNA polymerase II transcription regulatory region sequence-specific DNA binding. The coding region runs from base 158 to 8221 and encodes 2687 amino acids. The record is from RefSeq and is a predicted model, not a curated record.